AUGAUUCUUGUUUUAACGGUGUUUUACAUCUCUCUAUGUACUACUGAUGGUAUUAGCGAACAAACCACUAUUACUCAACUUGAACAACGUAUUAAAGCGUUAGAAGCAGGCAAAACGCAAUAUCCAGAAGUGACCUAUUUAAGUUACAAAGAUCGUAAACGGAUUCUUAUAACAGGCGGUGCAGGAUUUGUGGGCUCACAUCUUGUUGAUCGUCUAAUGUUACAAGGACAUGAAGUUAUUGUUGCUGAUAAUUUUUUUACGGGUAGAAAACGUAAUAUUGAACAUUGGAUUGGACAUGAAAAUUUUGAAUUAAUAAAUCAUGAUAUCGUAAAUCCAUUGUUUAUUGAAGUUGAUCAAAUUUAUCAUUUGGCGUCACCUGCAUCACCUCCACACUACAUGUGGAAUCCUGUCAAAACAAUAAAAGUGAAUUCGAUUGGCACUAUUAAUAUGUUAGGUUUGGCACGUCGGGUUCGUGCCCGUUUAUUAUUUGCUUCUACAAGUGAAGUGUACGGUGAUCCAGAAGUUCAUCCACAAACAGAAACAUAUUUUGGAAAUGUAAAUUCAUUUGGUCCACGAGCUUGUUACGAUGAAUCAAAACGUGUCGCCGAAGCCAUGUGUUAUGCUUAUGCUAAGCAAGAAAGAAUUAGUAUUCGUAUUGCUCGUAUAUUCAAUACUUAUGGACCACGUAUGCAUAUGGAUGAUGGUCGUGUUGUCAGCAAUUUUAUACUUCAAGCAUUACAAAAUGAAUCAAUAACAAUCUAUGGUAGUGGAAAGCAAACUCGUUCAUUUGCGUAUGUCAGCGAUUUAGUUGAUGGUUUAAUAAAGUUAAUGAAUAGUAAUUAUUCGAGUCCGAUGAAUAUGGGUAAUCCAGAUGAAUAUACAAUCGAACAAUUUGCAUUAAUUAUCAAAGAUCUUGUUGGUUCAAACAGUACUCUUGUUUUUAAAGAGGCUGUCACAGAUGAUCCAAAACAACGAAGACCUGAUAUUACGUUAGCUAAAACACUAUUAAACUGGCAGCCAACAGUCAAACUUAAUGAUGGUCUUAAUAAAACGAUUGCUUAUUUUCGAAAUGAAUUACUUGUUAAACGUCAUAGCGAACGAAAUGUUUAUUUUCCAACUGAAUGGAUGCAUCAUCAUUCUGAUAUAUCUUCUACUGUUAAAGUGCCAUCAGGUCGUUGUACAUUUUCCGAUUGCAAAUAUAUUCAUUGUACACGCGAUGAAGAAGAAGAUUACAUCAAAUCUGGUAUAAUAUCACAAAAUAUACAGAAUCAAUUAGACCGAGGUAUUGGAAAUUAUUCUGAUACACCCUAUUGCAAAGAUUUUUUGAAUGAUUCAUGUCGUCGUAAAUAUUGUAAAUAUCGUCAUUCAAAACCUUUUCAUGGUAAUGAUAAUACACAAUCAUUUGAAAUUAAAAAUAGUUCAACAUUAUUACGUAAGAGAAAAUAUUCAAAUUCCUAUUGUAUAGAAUCAACAAAGCGUUCACGACAUCAUGACAUGUUCUCUGAUCUUUUAUCAUCAUUAUUCACUAUAUUGGCAUCGACACAAACAGUCUUAUCAGAUUUACGAAACGAUACACUGAAUGAAAAAUUACAGAAACUUAAAGAACAAUUGAAUGAUUUAAAAAUGAAAAAUGUCAUGCUAACGGAUGAAAAUACCAAAUUAAAACUACAACAGACAACUUUAAAAGAUUGUAAUGCAAAUUCAAGUCUAGAAAAUCGAACAAAUAUUACAAUGUCAGCAAGUCUUCAGCAACAAUCGACUGUACCUAGUACAUUGAAUUUAAAUCAUUUGUUUGACUCACUCAAUUCUAUUGUUCAUAUGGCAACAUCAAAUUUAUCGCCAAAUUCAACAGCCUGUAACGAGCCAUCAAUAUCAUUAUUAACAAGUCAACAGUCCGUUCAUUCGUUGAAUCUCUUACCUCCUACAUCUUCUGCUCCAGUAACAUCGGCAAACAAUGUUUUAAAACAUUUGGCUGAUACAUUGCAACAGACUAGUUACACUCUACCACAAAUGAUAUGGCAAAUAUCAAAUGCAGCUCGAGCAUUGAGUACGUCAACAAAUCAAACAAUUUCGCAUCAUCCAAUACUGAACAAUACACAUUUAACAUCAGUUUAUCCUUCUUUUCAUAACCCAACACCAUAUGAGCAUCAUCAAUUUCAAAUGCCAAUACCGGCAUCUUUGUCUUUACAGUCCUCAUCGUACAGUCAAAAAUGUCCUACAAUUACUACAAUACCCAAUGUUCCCCUGCCUCCGCCACCACUAUUACCAACAAUUAAUUUAUGUGGUAAAACGACAUCUUCAUCUUCUCUAUACGAUUCUUUUUGUUUACCUCCGAGAGCUCCAGCCACGUUUACUACAACAACAACAUAUCGAACAAAAGACUCAAUGUCAUUGAUCGAUCCUAUGGGUCAAUAUCAAUACCAAUGUUUAUUACCACCACCAUCUUUCUCAACUCCUCAACCUGUGCCACCUCCAUUUAUAUCUCAUUGA
Molecule: messenger RNA, 2490 nt
Organism: Didymodactylos carnosus
Lineage: Eukaryota; Metazoa; Rotifera; Eurotatoria; Philodinida; Philodinidae
Source: the annotation of a GenBank genome assembly